GUCAGGGUUUUUUCUUUCCACGGAAAUCGCUCGUACCCAUUUCAUCUUCGGUCUCCCUUUCUCUUCUCGUCCGCCGGUGUGUCGCCGACGUUGAAAACACUGAAGAAAGGAAUAGGAAUACCUAGCCAUGGCUGACUCGUCUAUGUUUACGGUUCCUCAAACCAUUGGUCAUAUUUUGUGUUGCAAAUGUGGUGUUCCUAUUGUUCCCAACGGUGCCAAUAUGUGUGUGACAUGUUUGCGGUCUGAAGUUGAUAUUACUGAAGGUUUAAAGAAGCAUGUCAUUAUUAUGCAUUGUCCUGAGUGUGAUAGCUACUUUGAGCCACCAAGAACUUGGAUUAAAGCCCAGUUAGAAUCCAAGGAACUGUUGAAAUUUUGCAUUGGGAAAUUAGGUGAUUUGACAAAAAAAGUUAGGCUGGUCGAUGCAUCCUUUGUUUGGACUGAACCCCAUUCUAAGAGGAUCAAGGUCAAGCUGACUGUCCAGAAGGAGGUGCUUCAUGGUGCAAUUCUUGAACAAUCUUAUAUUGUUGAGUAUGUUCAGCAAGAUCAUAUGUGUGAAAGUUGUACAAGAAUUCAGGCCAACCCUGAUCAAUGGGUUGCUGCCGUGCAGCUCCGGCAGCAUGUGUCCCACAGAAGGACUUUCUUUUAUCUGGAACAGUUGAUUUUGAAGCAUGGUGCAGCUUCCCAGGCCAUUAAAAUCAAGCAAGUGGAUGAAGGUAUAGAUUUCUUCUUUGCAAAUCGAAGCCAUGCCAUGAGGUUUGUGGAUUUUGUGGGUAAAGUCUCUCCACUGAGGAAUCGCCAUGAUAAACAGCUUGUUUCUCAUGAUCCUAAGAGCAACAAUUACAAUUACAAGUACACAUUCUCUGCUGAAAUCUGCCCCAUUUGCCGUGAGGAUUUGAUCUGCUUGCCUCCAAAAGUAGCAGCAAGUCUGGGAAAUCUUGGUCCUAUUGUUAUCUGCACAAAGGUGACAGACAGAAUUGCUUUACUGGAUCCUUUUACUCUGAGACACUGUUUCUUGAGUGCCGACCAGUAUUGGAGGGUGCCUUUCAAGUCUCUAUUCACUAGCAGGCAGUUUGUGGAAUACAUUGUGUUGGAUGUGGAACCUGUUUCUAAUGAAGUUGAUUUUGGUGGAUCCAAAUACAAGUUGGCUGAUGUCCAGGUUGCUCGAAAAUCUGACUUUGGGAGGAAUGAUAACAUUUUCUAUGUAAGAACACAUCUAGGUCAUCUCUUGAAUCCCGGUGAUUAUGCUCUCGGUUAUGACACCUAUGGGGCAAACAGUAAUGACAUGGAAUUGGACAAGUACAGAGGUCUGACCCUUCCGGAGGCAAUCUUGGUAAAGAAGAGCUAUGGGGAAAAGCGUGAGAAGAAGCGUGGCAAGGCUCGUCAAUGGAAGCUCAAGUCUCUUGACAUGGAAGUUGACGAAUCCAAAGGCAGAUCUGACAAAGAUAAGAUUGCUUCAGAGUAUGAGGAGUUCUUGAGAGACCUGGAAGAGAACCCUGAGUUGCGGUUCAACAUAUCAUUGUACCGCAAUAGAGAAUAUGAGCCAUCAGAGAUUGCUUCCGUGACUACUGGGGAGGAUUUGCCUUCUGUUCCACUGGAAGAGCUGCUUGCAGACCUUGAUAUGAGUGAUGAGGAAGAUGAGGAGAAUGGCAUGAGGGAUUGAUUUCAUAGAAAAUUUUUGUUUACUCUUUCUUUCUUUCUUUCUUUUAUUUUAAUUAUGUGUGUGUGUCACAAAAUGAUUAGCUUUUCUUGUCACGAAAAUGUUGAUUCAUAUUCAAUGACAUAUAUUUGUUAUUUUCUACAAAACGUUUAGCAUCUAUGGUUAAGUUUAA
Molecule: messenger RNA, 1829 nt
Organism: Rubroshorea leprosula
Lineage: Eukaryota; Viridiplantae; Streptophyta; Magnoliopsida; Malvales; Dipterocarpaceae
Source: the annotation of a GenBank genome assembly